Molecule: messenger RNA, 2465 nt
Organism: Platichthys flesus (European flounder)
Lineage: Eukaryota; Metazoa; Chordata; Actinopteri; Pleuronectiformes; Pleuronectidae
Gene: angpt2a
Product: angiopoietin 2a
Exons: 9
Coding region: 244-1731 (495 amino acids)
Biological process (GO): Tie signaling pathway
Molecular function (GO): receptor tyrosine kinase binding
Source: RefSeq, a predicted model, not a curated record
UUGAUGAAAGGCGAGCACAUGCAGUCUGGCACCGGUGACCUAAGAACCAAACACUACCUCUAAUUCCUGAUGGCUCUUUCUCCUCCUACCACCGCAAGCUAUUAAAAGGAAUCCGUAGAACCUCAAGAGAACUGUUUACACUUGGAGGCCGACGCACGUUCAUUGAGAGAAGUUUGAGUUAGAACUUGAAAAUUUAAAAGUUAUAAUUUUACUGAGUAUAUUCUUAGGUAAGAGUACCAUACUAUGAAGAUGCUGCAUGUUGACCUACUAGUAGUAAGUUUCUGCCUUGGUCUGGGGACAGGAUACAGUGCUGCUGGUAAGAGACAGUAUCAGAUCCAGAACGGGCCGUGCAGCUACACCUUUCUGCUGCCGGAGCAGGAGAACUGUCAGACCCAGGCCGACAGCUACAACUUCCCAGUGCAAAAGGACGGACCAGUGGACAACGACGAGUCGGCUCAGAGGCUGGAGCAGCUGGAGAUCUCCAUGGAGAACAACACACAGUGGCUGCUCAAGUUAGAGAACUACAUACAGGACAGCAUGAAACAGGACAUGGUCCAAAUCCAACAGAGUGCCGUCCACAACCACACAGCUACGAUGAUAGAAAUUGGAACAAACCUGCUGAGUCAAACCGCCGAGCAAACGAGGAAACUGACCCACGUGGAAGCACAGGUAAUUCAUCAUACAACGCGACUUGAGCGGAAACUUCUUGAAAACUCCUUGUCAACCAACAAGUUGGAAAAACAACUUAUUGUCCAAACAAAUGAAAUCAACAAACUGAACAACAAAAACAGCAUCCUGGAGAAGAAGGUGGGGGAGAUAGAGGAGCAGAGGCAGGUGGAGCUGAAGAUGGUCAGAGAGGAAAAGGAGCAGCUCCAGACCCUGAUACUAAGGCAGACCGCCAUCAUAGGCGAGCUGGAGAAACAGCUGCUCAAAGUCUCCUCCAACAACAGCGUCCUGCAGCAUCAGCAGCAGGAGCUGCUGGACAGCCUCAACAACCUCAUUCACAGCAUAGCUGUGGGCUCAGCUCGAGAGACCAAAAGCAUCAUGAUGCAGGACACCCCAACCACGUUCAUGGACUGUGCUGCUGUCUACAAGUCAGGAAACACCCUAAGUGGAGUCUACACGCUCACAUUAGCCAACACCACGAUGGAGGUUAAGGCUUUUUGUGACAUGGAGACAGAAGGAGGAGGCUGGACCGUGCUACAAAAACGCUUCGACGGCCGUGUUGACUUUCACCGUACGUGGCAGGAGUACAAAAAGGGGUUCGGAGAACCUUCAAAUGAAUUCUGGUUAGGAAACGAAUUUGUCUCCAGACUGACGAGUCAACAGAUGUACAAACUGAGGAUUCAGCUGAGUGACUGGGAGGGAAACUCUGGAUUUUCCCAAUAUGAUCAGUUUUCUCUUGACGGUGAAGCACAGAAUUACAGGAUACACCUUAAAGGCUACAGUGGAACAGCCGGCAAAAUAAGCAGCAUCGGGCAGCCAGGAAGUGAUUUCAGUACAAAGGAUGCAGACAAUGACAAAUGUGUUUGCAAAUGUUCGCAGCUGACAACAGGGGGUUGGUGGUUUGAUGCCUGUGGUCCCUCCAAUUUGAAUGGGAUGUUUUACCAGCAAGGCCAGAACUCAAAUCGAUUCAACGGAAUCAAAUGGUACUACUGGAAAGGCUCGGGCUAUUCACUGCAGUCCACCACGAUCAUGAUGAGACCAGCAGACUUCACUGGUCCCCGCUGAACCGUAAUUUGUGGCCAAAAAAACGGCCACAAACAAAACCAAAAAUUAAAAAUCCUCAAGGGAGCCAGAGCACAUCGUGAAAAUAUUUUGUACAUUUUUUGUGUUUGUUUAUAUGUUUAAUAAUUUGGCUUUUGCAAAAAUUGUGAAACAUGGACUGAAACCAGAGCAAAAUGGGACAUUACCUAAUUCAAUUUGUUGAAUGAUUUUAAUAUAGUUUAAGCAGCUGUUUAACUAAUUUUAGGAAGGAGAAGAUGGUACAGCAUGCAGAUAAACAACUGGCAAAAGGUGAUUGUUAUAAAGUGCAAACGUUAAAAUGUCACAGAAAAUGUUUUUCUCUUUACUGUUUUUCUGCAGAGAAUGUAUGUACUAUGUUAUUUAACUUAUGUGUAGAUUUUAAGGUUGAUAUUUAACAUUAUUAUAUAUGAUAGAGAGAGUUGUUUAAGAGAUCUAGAGAGCCUCUUUGCUGCAAGCUAGUUAAUGAUUUCAUUGCACAUAAACUAAGAGGAAAUCUUUUAAUAUAAUUCUGCAGUACCGUCCCCCAUGCUCACACAUGAUGACAAUUUGAAUGAAUGUAUUUUAAAAUGUAUUUUGAAGCUAGCUAGGGGGAGAAGUUAUGAAAUGUGAGGGAGCUUGAAUUUCUCACUAGUAAACACUAGCUUUAGGUUUUGCAAGUGUUUGACUGUAAUGCUCUACCAGUUGUUAUAUGUAAAGUUGAAUAUUAAACACAACCAAAA